Messenger RNA from Pseudoliparis swirei, 1646 nucleotides. RefSeq names its product secreted acidic protein 1A. The transcript is spliced from 7 exons. NCBI's taxonomy places the organism in Eukaryota, Metazoa, Chordata, Actinopteri, Perciformes, Liparidae. Gene Ontology annotation, molecular function: calcium ion binding. Bases 338 to 1129 code for a protein of 263 amino acids. The record is from RefSeq and is a predicted model, not a curated record.
GCAUUUGCCCCUGUCAGUCAGCCUUGACUGCCCCCCUUUCCUCUCAGCUUACCCCAUAGGUUGGUCUCACUCUUUUUCCGUCGUGCUCACAUUAGUCCGGUCUGUGUCUCCGGCAUUGACCAGUUACUGACAGCUCUGCUCCGAGUCUCUUAUUGCAAAAGUCUUAACUGAUACACAGGUGCUGGACUCGACUAAAAGAAACCCCAUCUCUUUGUGGUCCCAGAUUCCGAGGGAGGACACCUGAUUUUGACAAACAGGCAAAACGAGCUGCAGUGCUGGACUCCUGCAGUGAUUCCAGAAUAAUUCCUCAUUAGCUGGCCCGGUCCCGGCUCUGAACAUGGCCUCGUUGAGAAGUUUGAUUCUAGCAGUAUUGCUGGCGCUGCUUUGCAGCUUCCACACCCCGUUGGCUCCCGGCGUCAAGGCCCAGGACCUGCCGCUGCGCCACGAGCAAGGUCUGAUGGCUGACGACGACGACGACGACGAUGACGACGAUGACGACGACGAUGAUGACGAUGAUGACGACGACGAUGACGACAAUGAUGAUGAUGACGAUGACGACGAUGAUGACGAUGACGACGACGACGAUGAUGACGACGAUGACGAUGAUGAUGAUGACGACGAUGAUGACGACGACGAUGAUGAUGACGAUGAUGACGACGAUGAUGAUGACGACGAUGACGACGAUGAUGAUGAUGAUGAUGACGAUGAUGAUGAUGAUGAUGAUGAUGAUGAUGAUGAUGACGACGAUGAUGAUGACGACGAUGAUGAUGACGAUCAUGAAGGUGACGAUGAUGACGACGAUGAUGAUGACGAUGAUGAUGAUGACGACGAUGAUGACGAUGACGAUGACGACGAUGACGAUGAUGAUGACGACAAUGAUGGGACUUAUCACAAGGGCUCUGUGUGCUCAUAUUGUGAAUUCUGUGAGCACUGUGACAGCUGUGAUAAAUGUCCUUGUAAAGAGGGAGACAAGUCUGAACACUGCGAUGACUGCAAGAUGUGUAGUUUCUGCCAUGUGUGUCCUGCUUGCCAAACGGUUUGCCAACCCGGGGGUUUUCUUGAUGAAGUGACUGGAUCUAUCUACAAGACUGUAGCUGAUGUAUUUGAUGACGCCGACGAUGACAACUAAAUCCGUAUAUGUUGCCACCAUGUGGCCAAACUAAUAUGGUUCACCUUCACUUCUGAUAUUUCAUUGUUAUUUUUGUCUUUUUCCUUGAGAGCAUUUCACUUUUGCUCACCAAUGACUGAAUAUACAUUGUUAAAGCUAAAUAACUAAAUUAUUAUUAUUUGUGUACUGUUGUGAACUGACAAGUCGUACUGUACUUUUAAGGAACUCAAUUAUUUAUAGUCAUAUUUGGGAUGAAUAAAAAAGAGGGGACAUUUUCACUAAUUGAUUUAGGAGUGCUUAUUAGACUGAAUGAAAUGCCAUUUAACAAUAACACACAGGGAAAUAAUUUUGUAUGGAAAAAAAGGCAAUUUAGGACUGCAUAGACUUGGACUUGAGUAUGAAUGAUGACAUAAUCAAAAACGUCUCCAUACACUAGCAUGGACAUUGUGGUGGAGCUAGAUUACAAUUUGAGCUCAUACUUUUGCACAUAGGUAUGCAGCUAAUACUUUAAAUAAAUUGUCCUUGAAGUUGUAACUCC